AUGGAGCUUGACCAAGAGCUCGAUCGAGUUGAUGAGCUCGACCAAGAGCUCGAUCGAGUUGAUGAGCUCGAUCGAGUUGAGGGUCGAGUUGGUGAGCUUGAUCGAGUUGAGGGUCGAGUUGGUAGUUUGUUGGGGUCUUUGAAUUUCAAAGCAGUUGUGAUUGAGGUAAUCUAUGACAAAGUACCAGGACCAAGAUGGGGUUUCGGAUUCGUGACUAUGUCGCCAGUCUCUGAAGUUGAGGCAGCUGCUCAAGAGUUCAAUGGCUAUCUAACCCUUUCCCAAGGUGAAAGCUAUCAACCAAGACUUGAUCUCAGAAACAGGGGGUUAGCCAGUGAGAAUCAAGCCUUGGAGGCCAUAGGAUCAUUGCUCAAACUAAUCCAUCCAACCCCUUAG
This is a messenger RNA of Microthlaspi erraticum, 393 nucleotides long. The record is from the annotation of a GenBank genome assembly. NCBI's taxonomy places the organism in Eukaryota, Viridiplantae, Streptophyta, Magnoliopsida, Brassicales, Brassicaceae.